UCUGUCACGCUUGUAAAAGUAAGAUCAAAUAAUUCGGUCAUCCUUCGUUGAUUCAGGUUGGGCCAAGCUUCUCGUAAAUAAUUAGGCUUUUUGUUUACUGGCUCGUAGUGGCCUUGUUCUCUUUAUUCACGUAGACUUCUAGUAGAAUUGGCUAAAAAACAGCAGGGAAACUCGAAAAAGCGAAAAAUGAGUUCAAUAGAAGACUACAGAUUUAUGCUACUAGAAAUUUCACACCAAGUAAGACUAGACGAACUGGAAGGAAUGAGAUUCUUAUGCGUGGAUUUUAUUCCUGACUGUAGAAGAGAAGACACGAAAGGAACACUGCACUUUUUUCGAGAACUCGAAAUGCAGAAUAAGUUGGGUAUCGAUAAUUUAGACUGGCURAUAUCCAUGCUUAAGCAUUUAAAAAGAGAAGACCUUGUUUUGAAGUUAACUGGGUUUCAAGUCCAAAGGAAUUUUUAUCUGAGGCGUUUAUGUUCACACCAAAGAGCGAGUUUGACGCCGACACAGGAAACAAUCAACAGCAGAGAAGUAUUUGGUACUACAAUUGUACACUCUGAGGACACACAUAAUACGGACUACAAUUUUAACGAAUCUUACUCAGCAAGUCAUUAUCAUUCAGUGAAUCAGCCAUCUGCUUACUCUGGCAGCGAUAGACAACCAGGAGAGUUUGCUCUGCGGUGUAUUUUGAGACUAGCAACGACGGGAGCUUGGCUCGGUGGCAGUGCUUACUUAUUGAACCGAUACAAAGACGAUCCCGAAGCAUUAGUUACUAUGGUAACGGGCGUGGUGUUACCGACGGGUGUCAUGGUGCGUUACGUGACGUCUGGGUCGAUCAAAAUGAUGCUUUGGGCAACAGACUUGUAUGCUUUGAACGACUUGUGGAAAAGAUACAAAACUGGUCAGCUUCGAGAGGAUCUAGAAAAAGUGUUGGUGACAGAAGAACUGAAGGAACAGGCAGAGGGCGAACAGAUUGAAUUCAGCGUCGAGAUCGACGAGCAAGAAUACAGAUAUGCUUGUAUGGACUUGGUGAUUGCCCAAAAACAAGCUGAACAAAGUUACCACAACAGUCUGUUGUCAUCGCGACGACGCUCUCGAUCUGUCGAUAGUCUGACGUCAUUAAGACUUCAGGAGAUGUCACGUGACUUGAACUGUCCCGCUCAUCCCGAGACAAACCAAAAGAGAGUUAGCAUUUUAAACACGAAAAGUGUUGCAAUCUGUUCAAGACAAAGCAGCUUUGGAAGUGAGACAUCUGAUGAUGAAGGCUCUUUUCAACUCCUUAGGGAUUUCCUAGAAAUUAGCGGAAAAGCACGCGACGUGUGUUCACUCCUUGACCGUCCAAUGGUGAUUUGUAACGACUGGAGAAAUCUUGCCUCCGAGUUUAGUUACAAAAUGAUUCACAUUCGUCUCUGGGAAAGAAAUCACUCGCCUUGCAUGACUCUUUUAGAAAACAUCACAUUAAGAGAUCCUGACACGCGAGUAUCAAAACUAAUCGAUAAACUGUCGGCUAUUGAUCGACAUGAUGUCAUUAGACUUAUACAAGGUCGUGAACCCAAAAGUGACCCAAGGACAGUAUGGCAUUUUCCAUUCAGUACUCGCAAACAACUGUCCUUCGAACUAGACAACGCCACAAAAGAACAGUUCCAUUUUGUUGUCAGUGACAUCUUCAAGAACCUUGAAGCGAGCAAAAUAGAGUCCCUAAGUAAACGUCCCUCCCCUACAAUGGCCCUCUUGGAGGAACUAGAGACAAUGUGUCCUUGUUUACCGAUGUUCCAUGUACGAGAUGCGUGCUACCGAGCCAAGGUGUAUGGCGCGGUGAAGAUCAUGGACAGYCAUAUAAGGAAGAAAAGCUUUCAGGGCAAAAUAAGUAGUCAUAGAAACCUGUUUGAACACGUGGGGAGCGAUGAAUCGAAGAGUGUCGGUUCAUUGAGCCGUGAUUCUGCGAUUGAACAGGACCUGAUGGAACAAGAAGGGUCAUGAUGGAUUGAAAGUACAAGUUGUGAAUCACUUGGCUCAGUGACACUAGAGAAAAACGUUUGCGCAUGCGUGCAUUUUAGCACGUUUUCUAAGAAUUUUGAAGAGUUUGAGUGAGAAAAUAAACGUUUGUUUCCUCCAAGUAUACUAAAAA
Actinia tenebrosa (Australian red waratah sea anemone) is the source of this 2128-nucleotide messenger RNA. RefSeq lists its product as uncharacterized. The record is from RefSeq and is a predicted model, not a curated record. Gene Ontology annotation, biological process: signal transduction; regulation of apoptotic process. Lineage: Eukaryota; Metazoa; Cnidaria; Anthozoa; Actiniaria; Actiniidae. Gene Ontology annotation, molecular function: protein binding.